AUGGGUUCCGCACGCGACGCCAUCCUGGAGGCGCUGGAGAACCUGACGGCUGACGAGCUCAAGAAGUUCAAGAUGAAGCUGCAGACGGUAAAGAUGCGUGAAGGCUACCGGCGCAUCCCACGGGGCACGCUGCAGACUGCGGACGCCAUCGACCUCACUGACAAGCUCGUCAGCUUCUAUCUAGAGGAGUAUGGCGCUGAACUCACGACGUUGGUGCUGUGUGAAAUGGGCAUGCAGGAGACCGCUGGACAGCUGCAGGAGAUCAUGCGCCAGAGUGAGUGCCCCACUUCCUCAUACAGGGCCCCAUUGCAGACGGCAGCCAACCCAGGGCUGCACUUUAUCGAUGAGCACCGGGCAGCCCUCAUCUCGAGGGUGACGGCAGUGGGCGGUGUGCUGGACGCCCUACAUGGGUCGGUUCUGACUGAGGAGCAGUACCAGGCAGUGCAGGCAGAACCCACCGAUAUCAUGAAGAUGAGGAAGCUUUACAGCUUUGCGCCGGCCUGGAACCGAAACUGCAAGGACCUGUUCCUCCAGGCCCUGAAGAAUACCCAGCCUUACCUGGUGGAAGACCUGCAGAGAUGA
Molecule: messenger RNA, 582 nt
Organism: Chrysochloris asiatica (Cape golden mole)
Lineage: Eukaryota; Metazoa; Chordata; Mammalia; Afrosoricida; Chrysochloridae
Gene: PYCARD
Product: PYD and CARD domain containing
Exons: 3
Coding region: 1-582 (193 amino acids)
Biological process (GO): innate immune response; inflammatory response; regulation of apoptotic process
Source: RefSeq, a predicted model, not a curated record